Messenger RNA from Theileria annulata, 1350 nucleotides. RefSeq lists its product as uncharacterized. The record is from RefSeq and is a predicted model, not a curated record. Gene Ontology annotation, biological process: transcription elongation by RNA polymerase II. Bases 1 to 1350 code for a protein of 449 amino acids. NCBI's taxonomy places the organism in Eukaryota, Apicomplexa, Aconoidasida, Piroplasmida, Theileriidae. Gene Ontology annotation, cellular component: Cdc73/Paf1 complex. The transcript is spliced from 3 exons.
AUGUCUAAGGAUCCUGAUUCAUCUUCGUCUAAAAAGGACGAAAAUGAAGAUUCCUUAACCUCAUACUUAAAUGUUAAGUCUCCACUCAUUGGAAAUUUGGAAUUUGAUGUUUCUGUCCUUCCACCUCCAGUCGACCCUAGAUUCAUCGACUACGAAAUAAAAGAUGAUGUUAUAAAAUAUGAAAUGACUGGACUCGAGUUAUCGGAUCGUCUUUCUUCAUUUUCUGAUUUCAACUCGGGCUUAUCGGACCCUUUAUUAUACGGCACUAGCUUCACCGGAUGCGGAAUUGAGAAUAAAGACUUAAUGACACAUUUGGAUUCUGUUUUUUUGACUAAACAUAAAACUAAAAUUGAAUCUAAAGGAAACUAUGGAGAUUUGGUCAGGAAUGAUCUUUUGGAGACUAUGAAAUUUUUUGAUAAAUUGAAGAUGUCCUCAGUACUUUCCAAAGCUAAGGAAUCACUACCAGGAUACCUAAGUAAUUUGGUUUCUACAAGUCAAGAAGAAGGAUUUUCUAAAAAACAGAUCAAGUUUUCAAAAAGUGAAGAAAUUUCUGUAAUUGCAAGGGAUCAAAAGCUUACAAUUUAUGAGUCAUGGAGUAACAUGAAUUUCGAAGACAAAAUUGAGGCCUAUGUCUCUGCUCUUCAGAAUACUUUUGUAUCUACAGAUAAACUAUCCCACCCAAGCAACAAAUUCGCAAAAGUACUCAAGGUAUACAGUGUGGUCCCUAAUAUGAAACUGUGGGACAACAAGUACAUUCAAGUUGGAAUAGACGGUGUAACUGUAUCCUCAGAUUCAUCUUCUAAGCUUCAUUCUGAUGGUGUUCUAAGACCCUCAAAGGAAACUCAGACACACCGAUACUUCGAAUACUAUAGAAAACACUCCGGGUAUUCACCUGAAGAUUCUUUUCCCAGUACUAAUUACACCAGUGGUUCAAAUGAUAUGGAUCCCAUUGAUAUAGAUGCUCCUGAUCACGUUAAAGUUGAAAAGGACGAUGUCGAUGACUUAUUUGAUGAAGAGUUAGAAGAUAAGCAUGCCGAAAUGUUGGAAUAUACAGCUGAUCAAAUAUCGGACGAACAGACUGAUCAGUUUAGAGGUGACAAAUACAAGUUUAUUCGUCAGUAUACCACACAGAAAUUUUCAAAGGUUUCUGGAGCAGAAAACUACUAUUUACUCACUCUCCCCAACUCCCUUAUGAAGAAGGCUCAUAUUCACAAUAAAUUAAAUUCCGAAAACAUGGAAGAAAGCCCUGAUUCAGUUGAACUUGUUCCAAUCAGAGGCCCAAAAUUAGUUUUUAGUAAAGCCGGGGUCACGAAAAGGCCAGAUAUUCACAUUUCAUACACAGAUUCUUGA